This is a messenger RNA of Penicillium lagena, 588 nucleotides long. RefSeq names its product guanylate kinase. Gene Ontology annotation, cellular component: cytosol. The transcript has a single exon. The record is from RefSeq and is a predicted model, not a curated record. Gene Ontology annotation, biological process: purine nucleotide metabolic process. NCBI's taxonomy places the organism in Eukaryota, Fungi, Ascomycota, Eurotiomycetes, Eurotiales, Aspergillaceae. Gene Ontology annotation, molecular function: GMP kinase activity. The coding region runs from base 1 to 588 and encodes 195 amino acids.
AUGACUCCAGCACCACCACCAGACCGCAGGUCCAUUGUGGUAUCCGGACCAUCAGGCGUUGGGAAGGGAACAUUAAUCCAAAAACUAUUCGACGCGUACCCCGACACCUUUGCACUAAGUGUCUCCCACACAACGCGCCAGCCUCGUACCGGCGAGCGCGAAGGUAUAGACUACUUCUAUAUCUCUACGACUGAAUUCUCAACUCUCAUCUCCCAAGACUCAUUUGUGGAACAUGCAUAUUUCAGCGACAAUCACUACGGCACCAGCAAGCAGACAAUUGCCGACCAGAUGGUGAAGGGGUUAGUUGUUGUCCUAGAUAUUGAGAUGGACGGUGUCAGGCAGAUACAAGAGAAUUGCGCUCUUGAUGCGCGAUACGUCUUUGUCCAACCGCCCAGUGUAGAGGCUCUUGAGGCGCGCCUGAGGAGUCGCGGGACGGAGAAUGAAGAACAGAUUCAGAGAAGAUUGGCGCAGGCUAGGGUUGAGAUGGAGUUUGCGGAACAGGGUGUGCAUGAUAGAAUCAUCGUUAAUGAUGAUCUUGAGAGGGCGUAUCAGGAGCUGGAGGAGUUUGUAUAUCGGCCCACGUCGUAA